AUGCUGAAAUGUGAUAGUAUUUGGAAUUUAAGAAAUAAAUUUCUAAUAUUAUUAGCCAUGUUACUUAUUCCUUUGUAUAUAUCAGUAUAUAUAUAUCAGUAUGUAUUUUACAGAUGCGCGAUAGACGAAGGUUUAUCUUAUGACGUAAAGGAUGGAAAAUUUGAAUUGAUCGCAAGCAAUGAAUCAGAUAAACUUUUACUUAAGGAAGGGCAACGUAGAGCUGCUUGGAUUGGUGCAUGCAAUCAUUCAGUGAGAUUAUUAUUUGGUUUAUUGACAACAAUGAUAAUUGGUUACAUAUCUGACCAUUUUGGCCGUCGUUUGUCAUUAGGUAUCAUGAUCAUCGGAGAAGCAUUACAAAUAAUCACACUGAGUGUGGUUGUUCUACUCCAAGUUAAUCCAUGGUUAACAAUUAUCCCUGGUUUAUUCGAUGGAUUUAUAGGAGGUGGUUUGUUAUCGAUUCAAGCACAAGUUUCAGCAUCAUUAACGGAUUUAGUGUGUAAAGAAUCAAUAGAUAAUAAUGAUGUAACAAAUAGUCAAUUAACUAAUCAAAAUAAUUUAUGGACUUUAUUCACUUGGUUCGAUGGACUUGCUUUAAUAAGUUUAUCACUUUCAAAUCCUAUAGGAGGUACCCUUCUUUAUCGAGGCGGUUUUCAACUACCAGUUAUCAUCUGUAACAUUUUGGUUGGGAUUAGUUUAUUGAUAAUAUUUUUUCUACCUGAAUCGAACAUCGUAUUUCGUCCGAAAUGUUUAAAUAUAGACACUUUAAAUAAUGAUCAAGAUUGUAAAAACGAGAGUAACAAUAUAGAGAUUGUUUUUGUACGCAGCAGGAAUUUAUCAUUUUGGGAAGUGAAUUGUCAAAAUAUUCAAAACAGUUUCAAGAUCCUAAGUGGAAAAUAUAAACAACACAUCCUAACUGGAUUUAUUGUAUUUUUGUUAUCUACUGUUACAUCAACGGAUUUGUAUAUUAUUUACAUUUAUCUGAUGGGAUAUCCAUUUUUAUGGAAUUCACAGGAUGUUGGAAUUUAUUCUGGUGUAACUGAUAUAGUUUCUGCAAUCAUCGCACUUAUUUUCACACUUUUAAUGGCUCGAAUCAUACAUAGACCAAUAUCAAAAUCAAGUCAUUCAAUCUCUCAGAAUAUAUCUGAUACAAAUGAUAAUUAUAAACAAUUUCAUAAAGUUAAAUGUCAAUCUGUCAAAUUCCUUUUAAAAAUAUUAAUCUUCAGUAUUUUCAUGAUGUUUAUGAACCGAACUAUACUUGGUAUAUCAUAUCUGUUUAAUACAUUUACAGCUAAUACUUUAGUUUAUAUCGCUACCAUACCAAGAUUUGCUAAAGGGUUGAAUAAUCCAAUACUAAGAACCCUUAUAUCCAUGUGGACUGACCAGAAAAAGCAGGGUAUGAUACAUUCAGUUGUGGCGUUUGUAUCACGAUUGGGCGUACUUACUUGUUUUUCUGUAUUAAUUUCAAUCUAUUCUUCAACAACUGAUCUAUUCCCUGGUGCUGUAUUCUUGGUCUGUUCCAGUUUGAUAAUUAUUGCACUGAUAACAACUGGAUUUUUAUAUGGAUUAACCAAUAAAAAUAUGAAUAUCAGUCAGAUGGAAAACACUUCAGAGAAUAUAUAUGAUGAACAAACCAAAAUUUCGAAAUAG
Messenger RNA from Schistosoma guineensis, 1647 nucleotides. NCBI's taxonomy places the organism in Eukaryota, Metazoa, Platyhelminthes, Trematoda, Strigeidida, Schistosomatidae. The record is from the annotation of a GenBank genome assembly.